AUGAGAGCGGUAACGAUAUUAGUAGGGAUGAAGACGGAUAAUCUGACGCCUAAUGAAGUCCGUCGCGCAGUUAAGUGUCCAGAUCUCGUUACUUAGGUGAUCCCUGCUAACAUCAUUCUCAUCCCCGAUGAGUUUAUGUAG
Haemonchus placei is the source of this 141-nucleotide messenger RNA. NCBI's taxonomy places the organism in Eukaryota, Metazoa, Nematoda, Chromadorea, Rhabditida, Trichostrongylidae. The record is from the annotation of a GenBank genome assembly.